Messenger RNA from Chionomys nivalis (European snow vole), 2237 nucleotides. RefSeq names its product XK related 9 (gene Xkr9). The transcript has 6 exons. Gene Ontology annotation, biological process: apoptotic process involved in development; phosphatidylserine exposure on apoptotic cell surface; engulfment of apoptotic cell. NCBI's taxonomy places the organism in Eukaryota, Metazoa, Chordata, Mammalia, Rodentia, Cricetidae. Gene Ontology annotation, cellular component: plasma membrane. The coding region runs from base 780 to 1901 and encodes 373 amino acids. The record is from RefSeq and is a predicted model, not a curated record.
UAAUAUGCAUUUAUAGCCAGUAUGGGUGAUGCCUACUGAACACUGCGACUCUGGAGCUCUCUGCGAAGCUUGCUGAUAGCUCUCUGCCCUCUAAACUCUUUCUCUGUGGUUUAGCAGAUCAGAGCUGUCAUCCACGCUGGGGUGGGCCUCCUGGUGAUACAGCUGCUCCUGAGUCCUCCCUGAUCCUUGGUUUCUCUGGGUAAUGCUGGCUGUUUUGGAACUUGCUCUGUGAACCAGACUGGCCUCGAACUCAACGACCUGCCUCCCACUGCCACCCAAGUGCUGAACUUAAAGUAUGCGAUCCAACCAAAAGGAUUAUACACUCGUUAUCCUGUUGUUCAGUGCAGAAAUGAAAUCCCUAAGGUGAAGAUUGUGAAGAAGGACCAUUGAAUUAAAGACGGCUUUCAGAUUUGUCACCAACACCGUUAUCUGUAAUGAAGAUCACGAUAGAAGAGAAGAUACCACGAAGCCUUCUUGUACCACUGGAUCUGGAUUAGAAUUUUUUAAAAGAAAGUUAAAAUUAUUUACUUUCAUUUUAGUGUUCCAAUUUCAUAAUAUUUAUUUGGUUUUGGUAUUAGGGACUGAAUAUGGGACUUCAUGAGUGUUAGAUAAACACUAUGUCCCUGAACUCUAUCCCCAUAUUCUUUUCUCUAAGUAGACUCAGAGAGUAGAAAUUAAUUCAGUGCUAAACUGCAGGAUAAACUAAUAUUCAUUCUCGUAUUUCCCCCUAUUUUUGUAUCUGAAAAAGAGUAGCUAACCAAGAGCCUUCAUCAUUCAUAAUGAAAUAUACUAAAUGCAACUUUGCCUUGUCAGUUUUUGGCAUCAUAAUCUAUGUAACUGAUUUAGUUGCAGACAUCCUCCUGUCUGUUAGUUAUUUCCACGACGGACAAUAUGUUUUUGGUGUUUUAACACUAAGCUUUGUGCUUUGUGGAACACUCAUAGUCCAGUGUUUUAGCUAUUCGUGGUUGAAGGAUGACUUAAAGAAAACAAGACAAGAAAAUGAGCAUCCUUUUCUUCUACUCCAUUGCUUGCAAGGAGGAGUUUUUACAAGGUAUUGGUUUGCCUUGAGACAGGGUUACCAGGUGGUUUUCAAACCCAGCAGCAGAACGAGUGAUUUCUCGGAGGAGCAAAUGGACCCUCACAAAGAAGCUAUAGACAUAGCCACCGACUUGAGCAUGCUCAGGCUGUUUGAGGCCUACCUGGAAAGCUGCCCACAGCUCAUUCUUCAGCUCUACGCCUUUCUGGAGCGGGGCCAGGCAACUUUAAGUCAGUAUGCGGUCAUCAUGGUUUCCUGCUGUGCUAUUUCUUGGUCAACAGUCGAUUAUCAAAUAGCUUUAAGGAAAUCAUUACCUGAUAAAAAUCACCUCAGUGGACUGUGGCCCAAACUCACAUAUCUCUUCUAUAAGCUGUUCACCUUGCUGUCGUGGAUGCUGAGUGUGGUGCUUCUGCUCUUCGUGGAUGUGAAGGUUGCUUUGUUCCUGCUGUCAUUUCUUUGGAUCAUAGGUUUCAUUUGGGCAUUUAUAAAGCAAACUCAGUUUUGUAAUUCUCUACAUAUGGAAUUCUUAUAUAGGACUGUUGUUGGAUUCAUCCUUGUGUUUACGUUUUUUAAUAUCAAGGGACAGAAUACCAAAUGUCCGAUGUCUUGCUAUUAUACUGUAAGGGUGCUGGGCACCCUGGGCAUCUUGACUGUGUUUUGGGCUUAUCCUCUCUCUAUUUUUAAUUCAGACUAUUUUAUCCCUAUCAGCGCCGCCAUAGUUCUCGCUCUUUUCCUUGGGAUUAUUUUUCUUACUGUUUAUUAUGGGGUUUUUCACCCAAACAGAAAUGUAAAAACACAGCACGAUGAAACUGAUGGAAAACCAGCCCAGAGAGAUUGUAGACUGAGAUAUUUUCUAAUGGACUAAGUUAUGAAUCUAUGAGAAAUGUUUUAUUUUUGUUUCAUUAACUAGUAAAGAAAACAUCUGUUAUAUGUUUGUGUUGUUUGUUAUGUUUGCCACCUUUGACAUUAAGUGAGUUAUGGUACAUGGUGAGAGCAUAAUAUUUUAUUAUUUAAAAUAUUUCUUCUUUAUGCUGCUGAGGAUUAAGCCCAGAGCCUUGUACACGCUACACAAGUAUUUCAGCACUGAGUAGCACUCCCAGCCAUCUCGAUGGUUUCUAAAGUCUUGAGUAUUGUGGUACUUUCUUUCUGUCUGAUAGUGUAUGUACAUACAUUCAGACAAAUAUUCAUACACACGCAGAAA